AUGGCGGAGGACAUGGUGGCGGGGCCGCGGCCGUGUCAGUGGGCGCGGGUGCGGGGGCGGGCGCGGGCGUGGCGACUGCCGGAGGAAGGGUUCAUGGCGGCGGCAGAUAAUGCACUGCCAUAUCCAAUGCAGGAUGCCUACCUCGAGGCUUAUCAGUUGUCACACAACCAAAAUGGUGCGUGCAGAACCUUUUUGGAUUUUGUAAAGUUCUCCAAUCUGAAUGUGCCUAUCGAGUUUGUGCUAGAGUACCAUGUGAAUUUUGGUAAUCCUGAUAUUGAUGAGAAACCACCAAUGUCAUUGGAGGAGAUGCUUCAGAAGGAAGUUGUGAAAGAUGAAUCACUUGAGCACCCCAUAUGA
This is a messenger RNA of Miscanthus lutarioriparius, 357 nucleotides long. The record is from the annotation of a GenBank genome assembly. NCBI's taxonomy places the organism in Eukaryota, Viridiplantae, Streptophyta, Magnoliopsida, Poales, Poaceae.